Messenger RNA from Anarrhichthys ocellatus (wolf-eel), 1889 nucleotides. Its product is annotated as cell migration-inducing and hyaluronan-binding protein-like. The record is from RefSeq and is a predicted model, not a curated record. NCBI's taxonomy places the organism in Eukaryota, Metazoa, Chordata, Actinopteri, Perciformes, Anarhichadidae. The coding region runs from base 656 to 1792 and encodes 378 amino acids. The transcript is spliced from 7 exons.
UAUAUAUGAUAAAGACACAAACAGUCCUGUCUUUCUAUGUAAAAACAUGAAAUACAGAAAAUUCGUGCUGAAUCCAGAGAAUGUUCUUAUGUGAUCAUUUGCAGCUGUUUGCUCUUGUAAACAUCUUGUCAGGAUUAUAGCAGUUAAACUGGAUGUAGCCUACAUUUAGAGUAAAAACAUAAGAAUAUCAAGGUGAAUGUGGUCAGAACAGAGACUUAUGAGGAGCUACAAACUGUGAAGGACAGAAAGUUUGAUCAUCUUAAAUAAGUACAACUUAUGAAAAUGUAUAGAACAGUUACAUUUGUUGAGUCCCGCUAUGGGUAGAGAUCAUUCAUUUGCGCUGAGAUCGAUUUCUGGGUCACAAACCAGAGGAAUGAGGAGCGAGGAAUCGAAGCUGAGACCACAACAACCGCAUGCUGUGUAAAAUAAUUACUCAUGAAUACAAAAGUUCCCAAUCAAAUGGUAGAAAAGUCUUAUUUUGUACUUCUUUGACAAGAAAAAUAAUUUGAAUGUAAAUCAAUGAAAUUACUUAUCACCAGAUGAUGUAUAGAAUACUCACUAUGAGCAGCUACAAAUGUAUGCCUGUCACUCCAUCCCUCUACUGUAGAUCACCUCUCGGGUGUUUUUUGGGGAGCCAGGUCCUUGGUUCAAUAAGAUGCAGAUGGACGGGGACAAGACGACCAUCUUCCACGAUAUCGAUGGCUCGGUCAGUGAGUAUCCCGGAGCCUUCCUUGUUAAACAGGACAACUGGCUGCUCCGUCACCCCGACUGCAUUGACGUGCCCGACUGGAAGGCUGCUAUCUGCAGCGGCCACUAUGCACAGAUCUACGUCCAGACACGUAACCCUGCCAACCUGAACAUGCUCAUGGUGAGGGAUGAGUACCCUGAUCGGCCCCUGACGCUGGAGGGCGCACUGGGAAAGAAGAAACACUACCAGCAGUUCCAACCGGUGAUCACACUGGCCAAAGGCUACACCAUCCACUGGGACCAGGCAGCGCCCGCUGAGGUCAUCAUCUGGCUGAUCAACUUCAAUAAAAAUGACUGGAUCAACGUGGGCCUCUGCUACCCACAAGGCACCACUUUCACCGUCAUCUCCGAUAUCCACAACCGCCUGACCAAGCAGACCCGCAAGUCGGGCGUCUUCAUGAGGACAACAGCGAGGGAGAAGAUCAACCACUCCCAUCUGGCGAGAGGAUACUACUACUGGGAGGAAGACACUGGCCUGCUCUUCUUGAAGGUCAAGGCCCAUAACGACAGGGAACAGUUUGCCUUCUGCUCUGUCAAGGGUUGUGAGAGGGUGAAGAUCACAGCCGUCGUCCCUAAAGGCAGUUUACCCAGCAACUGCAUGGUCCAGGCCUACCCCAAACACGCUGAGCUGCCCGUUGUGGAUGUACCCAUGCCCAGAAAGAUAACUAAUGUCAGGCUGCACUCAACAGAACACUUCUUAGAGGUCAAACUGGAGUCCUACAACACUCGAUUUUUCCACAUCAAAGAGGACUUUGCCUUUACUGAGGUGAACGGCAGGAAGUUGUACCAACCAGAAGAUGGGGUGCAGCUGACAGUUAUUGACGGACAUGAUGGGAAGGUGGUAGAAAACAAAGGCUUCAGGAACUCCAUCUUACAGGGCAUCCCAGCACAGAUAGACAACUACGUCAGUGGACUGACAGAUGGUUCAAUCGUCCUCAUUACGUCUAAGGGCCGUUUGGUUACCAGAGGACCCUGGACUAAAGUCUUGGAAAGACUUGGAGCAGACAAAAGCAUCAAAUUGAAAGGUGUCUACCUAUAUCUGUAGCUAUUAAUUCGAAGCUUCAUUCAUAAUGUUGACAUUCAAAUUCUAAAUCAAAAUUCAAAUGCUGCACAGGUUUGUUUAUCUGCAUGUCUAUUUAUUG